AACCGAGGUGAAAGAGCUGAAUAUAAAAGACAUAAGAGGAUAAUAAAAAAGGACAAAGUUUUGGACGCACCUGUGGGAUCCGGAGCCUCGGGGUUGUCCCCAUCAUGUCGCUCUCUGUGGGCCCCCCCUCCGGCCUCCUUCUUGUUCUGAUGUGCUGCCCCCUGCUGGGCCUCGUGCAGUCCGCAAGCAGCAACAAGGCGAGCGAUAACGCACACCCGCACCUUGGAGACUCAGACCCGGAGCGCUGCAUGAGGCACCACUUUGUGGAGACCAUCACACACCCCAUUUAUAAAUGCAACUCUAAGAUGGUGCUUCUGGCUCGCUGUGAGGGUCACUGCAGCCACACCACCCGCUCCGACCCCCUCAUCUCCUUCAGCUCGGUGCUCAAACAGCCCUUCAAGAGCACCUGCUCCUGCUGCCGGCCGCACACCUCCAAGCUGAAGGCGGUGAGGCUUCGCUGCGCUGGCGGAACCCGCAUCACUGCCACGUACAGAUACAUCCUCGCCUGCAACUGUGAGGAGUGCAGCUGAGCGGGAUGCAGCAACCCCGUCCUCCAAGACACUCCAAAGAACCAAGAUCCUGUUGGCCCCGAGCCGGACUCUAACGCUUUCCAGAGGUUUGAAUAUUGGAUCAGAAAACUCAACAUGCUUGUUGUUUUCUUGGAGAGACAGUUUGGAGCGCUCGUUCCUCUCUCUCUUACACUCAAACAGAACACGAUCCCCUCUUCCUUUUUGUGCUUUCAAUCAGGACGAAGCCUUCUCUCCAGGCCAGACACCACAAACUGCUGCUCCCGGGGGGCUUUUCACAGUGGAGACGCUCAUUACAGGCCUCAGUAAUUCAUAGCACACAUGCUCCCAAACCACAGUACCAGAGGUUGUUACUGUGAGCGCUUUCUGCCUGCAGCUCCAUAAAAACACCCGCUGAGUAUAUGACAACCAAACAACACGGCUCGUUUAAAAAGCUGGGACGAGGCUGGGCGAGGACAACACAUGUGGAGGAUCUGCAGAGAAACACCUGUGCCGCGUUUACUUACCCAAUAACGUUUUACACGCUCCCUGCAGACUCUUAUCAGGACGUGUAAAAAAAGUGAGCGAGGCCAACGGGAGAGCUCGUUGGGUGGACGAUAAACGAGACGAGACGGACGCCGUAAACGGAGCUCAGAGGACGAAAGGAGGACGGGGUUAAGGACUGACGGAGUGUGGAGGCGAUCAGUGUUCAUGUUCAGUGUAAUCUACUUUAUUGAAACCGUAGCUUCUAUCGCUUCUGCCUGUCGUGAUGACGUGUUUGAUGUUGUGACACUUUUGUCCAAACUGUUCUGUGAAGCUCCACCUUCAUUUGUAACUCCUGCAAACAGCUUCCUCACACUGCACCGUCAUAAACACAGAAUAUAUAUAUCAUUCAGACUGUAUGUGUGUGUCAGGUCAUAGAACGGUUUAUCUGAAAUAAAAAAACAAGCUACUCAGUCCCAGUCUACCAAUUAAGGGUCUUCCUGUCCAGGGGCGUGUCCAGAUUUUUUAACUGGGGUGGCCCACUUGGGUGGCCUGACGUUUGUGGUCACAUGCAACUGAAUUUAUUAUUUUUUUUUACCCCUUCUAUACCCACAAAUUAUAUGUACUUGUAAGAAACACAAUUUGGCAACAUAUAAAUCUUCUUAGCUCGAUUCUUUAGGGACUAAAAAGCAAAGAUGAGUGUGCAAAGUCACAAUUUUAAGUACCGUAAAAUCCGGAAUAAAAGUUGCACCGGUAUAUAAGACGCACCCUGUUUUGAAGGUCUCUUAGAGAGAAAUAAAAAGUUUAAACUGUUUUCCUGCAUUACAAUUUAUAUUGUGUUCAGCGAUGUCUACAACGUGCAGUUUCUGUGCAGCUGUGUCGCUCUUUUAGUUCCGUCUGUUUUCACUUUCGGGAGUUUGCACUCCUACUUGCUACAGUACGGUAGUUGAGCUCUCAGCCUGCAGUGAAAGUUGUGAGGCACAGACUCCUAGCUUGUCGCGCUGCCCGACUCCGCUGGUCUCUCUUUAACUGUAAUAUAGGACUCUUUAAAUCAAAAGAGCACUCCACAAUGUUUAUUUACGGAACAAUGUACCACUGUUUUCUGUAAAUGCAUGAUUAUGACCUCGUGAGGGAGAAAAUAUGUGAAAAAAGUUGCGCAGCCAGUCGUCUUUUCCAGCACAGCGUGCAACCAGCUUUCAAUACACAAUGAAUGGGGGGUUUUUAAUCGCAUCAGG
Molecule: messenger RNA, 2224 nt
Organism: Labrus mixtus (cuckoo wrasse)
Lineage: Eukaryota; Metazoa; Chordata; Actinopteri; Labriformes; Labridae
Gene: ndp
Product: norrin cystine knot growth factor NDP
Exons: 2
Coding region: 105-530 (141 amino acids)
Biological process (GO): Wnt signaling pathway
Source: RefSeq, a predicted model, not a curated record